Molecule: messenger RNA, 2439 nt
Organism: Doryrhamphus excisus (bluestripe pipefish)
Lineage: Eukaryota; Metazoa; Chordata; Actinopteri; Syngnathiformes; Syngnathidae
Gene: tmem176
Product: transmembrane protein 176
Cellular component (GO): membrane
Source: RefSeq, a predicted model, not a curated record
CGACUGGACGACCGUUAGCCGCUGCAACAAUCCUGCUGGGUGGAAUCGAACACAAGCGAGGACAGGAACAUUAAGCAACAUUGAAAAACAAGUGAAAAGGGGAAGCGGAGGAGGAGUUUCAUGGAAUGCAUCUGACAAAACAACAACUUUCCCUCUUGUCCUUCGUCCGCCUUCGGGAUAAACUUCUCUCCAAACAUCGGUGAUGGCGGUUUCUGUCACAAGGGAUCUGGCAGUACAAGUUCUGGAGGAUGAGAAUUCAGCCAAGCUGACUGACAGACAGCAAGACGUGUGUGGUGCCAACCAGAAAGGACAGCCCAAAUGUCUUGGGGUGAGUCAGAUUAUGCUGGGACUGAUGAUCAUGUCCUACUCGAUUCCUCUGCACUUCACUGAGGUGACUGAGGUGGUCUUCCUGGGGGUACCAUGGUGGAGUGGCCUGAUGUUUGUCAUGGCUGGAGUGGUUGCCGUCAUCUUGGACAAACGCUGCACUGUGAGGACUUACCAGGUGUCUUUUAUGGUGAACAUCGUGUCCAUGGUUCUGUCGGUUGUGGCUGUGAUCAUCUACUCUGUGGACAUGGACAAACACCCUGAGGCAUCCUGUGUCAAGAACCAGCACGGAACCUGUUCCGAACAAUUCUAUGCCACGACACUGGCCAGAGGACUGAAGUCCUCGCUGUUAGUGUUCACCCUGGCCCAGACUGCAGUUUGUUCUACUCUCUGCAUCCUUCUCUACAGACACAAACGCACCUUUGGCUUGUAUACUCCUUUCAUUCGAUCUGCUUCAUCUACUCCGAGUGCCCUCAUCACCCCCGAGCGGGGCUGAUCCAUCACAUCACCUCACUUGGACGCAUUUUCUACGGUAAAGAUGCUAAAAACAAUCAAAUGUAGGUGAAAACAUGCUAUCUCAAUGAAACAUCUUAGUUGCGUGUUAUUUCUGACGGAGCAAAUCAAUGUCAUAUCCAAGAGUACGUAUAUCUCAAUAUGCUGAAAGACAAUACUAAUGAGUCCACGGUUACAGUGACCACUCAAAAUGUAAGUCUUUCAUUGACAUUUGCAUUUUCAUAUUCAAACAUUCUUCAUCCUACAUUCAUUUUUUUCAUGGUGUCAUUGAAAAAAAAAAAAAAAGUGUUGUUCCAAGAUGGAGAGACAAGGGAGAACUUUGGAGAGAGCUGAAGAAGACAACGAGGAACAUGAAACUAAAGCGACGUCCACACAGGCACCGGUAUUUGAUAAAAAACAUGACGCGAGGCAGUGCAUUUGGUAGCCAUGGCAACAGGUUGUGCUGUGACGCCCAACCGUUGGGUUGCAUUUGAGGAAAACACACACACAAAAAAAAUCACACAUUCUCCAAUUAAAGUUUUCAUUGAGUUUCAAAAAAAAAAAAAAAAAUAAUAAUAAUAAUAAUAAUUGGAAAGCAGGAAGUGAACAAAUGUAACAAAACGAAUGAAUUGGGUUCAAAUAUUUGGGGGCGGACCAGUCUAUAUGUCGGCUGGCAUCAAGUAGAACACAGCAAGUCAACACAUCACAUACAUACAUUAACAACUAAGCGCUAAACACAGCAUGUAACUGAAAAGUGUUAUUUCCAAAUGCCUGCAAUGCAUGCUGGGUAGUCCAGCCGCAACAACAAUAUGAACUAUGAACAAUAAAACGCUGCAUAAAAAGAAUGUUAACUUGUUUACUUCUCAGAUGUCUCCCCUCAUCAACAUAUUUUGCCGUCUAGCAAAAACACGACAAACUGGGAAAAAUGUUGGGAGAAAAAUGACAAGCUACCCGGCAUGCCUUGCGGCAGGAAUUUACGGAUGUUUUCUUGGAAUGGUUAUCGAUAUAGCUAUUUCCUUGUAUGCCCACAUGCUACAGUCGGUCGGUGACUUUGACGCGUGGUGUGUGUUGCCGUGUUGUGUCUGACUCAAGCCGGCCACAAUAACACGGAAUGUCAUGUUGCCUACACGGCUACACUUUUCUGUGUUAACAUUCUUUCCAUUUAAAAAAAAAAAAAGGAAUUUAGAAAUGCCCAAUAAGCCAUAUUAAGACGCACGGUUAGCCUGAUGUGGCCCCCGGGCCGCAGUUUGCUCACCCCUGCAUGACCUUGUUAGCAAAUGUAAAAGUGCCGACUCACUUUGUAAAUAGUCAGUGGUCAUCAACUGUGGAUCUGUGACACAUAGAGUAUGUUACCAUCAUGUCCGCUUAUGGGUUUAUUGUACUGUAUGUUUGUUGUAGCAUUACUAAUCAUAUGUGCUUGUUUAUUUGCCUUUGUUGUAUAAAUGUGUGAUGUUUAUGUAUACUCCAUAUGUGUGUUUUAGGACUUUUUUUUUUUUUUUUUUUUUACUAUAGAGCUGCCACACGGUCAAUUUAUUGGUCUGUGAGCCAAUACUCAUUGUUAUACUUAGCAUGUCAUGUACUUCUUUUGCAAAUAUUGUGUUUAUUAAAGAAUGCAUGCUAUUA